Molecule: messenger RNA, 918 nt
Organism: Hansenula ciferrii
Lineage: Eukaryota; Fungi; Ascomycota; Saccharomycetes; Phaffomycetales; Wickerhamomycetaceae
Exons: 1
Coding region: 1-918 (305 amino acids)
Source: RefSeq, a predicted model, not a curated record
AUGGCUGAUUCUAAUAGAGGAUAUACAAAACUUUUAAAUUUAACAGAUGAAGAGUUAAUGGGAACGUUAUGUUUAGAACCAAGAUUCAAGGAUGGUGAUUCACAACAUACUGCAAUCUUGAAUUGUCAAUCUGAUCGGUUCCUUGGUGCUCUAUUUGAUUCAAGAACUUCUUUUGAAUUCAAAUCAAAAGAAAUAUUCCAUAUUGUUGAACCCCAAUACGUUGAAUAUAAACAAUUUGCUGUUAAAUUGAAAUUGAGAAAUCAUCCUACAAAUACAUUGUGUGAGAAAGAUAUCAAAGACAUUAGAGUGUAUCUUGAUGGAUGUAUUUUUGAGCAUUGUUUCACAGUAUUAAUGAAACCAGACUUAAAUAUUUCACAAGUUCUAACUUAUUUAAAUAAAUUUGAUACAGCUUUAAAAUCUGAUAGAGAGAUUGAUGAUUAUACUUCCAAGAUUAACAGUGAAAGGUUACCAAGGUUUUUAAUUGCAGUUGAAACUCCUGAAUUUUUCAGAAUCUUCUGUAAAUUAUUGAAUUUUUAUUCAAAUACAAUAGAAGCAAGGGCAAAUUAUACCGCACGGCCACAGGAACUAAUUGGCAAAGUUAUCCAGAAACAGAAUUCAAAACAUAUAGACAUUAAAGGAACAAUACCACAUCGGAACUGUGUUUAUUUUUUUCAGAAAAAGAACGAAUACAAAGGUUUUUUUGAAAGCUGUUUUGAUUUCGAACGUGCUAUCAAUAAAGAUUGUUUCAAACGUCUCUCAAAUGCCUAUGGGAAGAUCGACUUUGAUAAUCCAGAUGCUUGUGACGAUAUGUAUUUCACAGUAUAUGAUAUGAAAACUGGAAAUGAUGAGAUUAAAGUUAGCAGUAAUGAAAAUACAUUGGAAGAGGAUCCAGAGUUACCAAAAUAUUCAAGAUAUUGA